Messenger RNA from Talaromyces proteolyticus, 2074 nucleotides. Its product is annotated as lysophospholipase Plb1. Gene Ontology annotation, biological process: glycerophospholipid catabolic process. Gene Ontology annotation, cellular component: cytosol; intracellular membrane-bounded organelle. The transcript is spliced from 3 exons. Bases 127 to 2013 code for a protein of 628 amino acids. NCBI's taxonomy places the organism in Eukaryota, Fungi, Ascomycota, Eurotiomycetes, Eurotiales, Trichocomaceae. Gene Ontology annotation, molecular function: A2-type glycerophospholipase activity. The record is from RefSeq and is a predicted model, not a curated record.
UCGCUGAGUCAGUCCUCUUUGUGCCUUGGUGACUCCGACUCGGCUCUGUCUGUCUGUCUUCUGAGCACAAGCACGAGUGCAAGUCACUUCUUCCUUUGCUCAACCAGCAUCUGGCACUCCUCCAAGAUGCAUUCUCUCAGCUCAAUCGUCCUUGUCGCGGGCUUGUUGUCGGGCACAAUAGCUUCAUCCGCGCACCCAGACGCCGUCGUCCCGCGAGCAUAUCCCAAUGCCCCAGAUGGCUACGCUCCUGAGAACGUCACUUGCCCUGAAAACCGACCGACCAUUCGCAGUGCCGCCAAGCUGUCUGCCAACGAGAGCUCAUGGCUGCCGCUCCGUCGCAACAAUACCGUGCAAGCCAUGAAAGAUUUCUUCGGGCAUGUCAACAUUAGCAACUUCGAUGCCGCAGGCUACAUCAAUAAGGUCUCGGGGAGUGCUACCGAUCUUCCCAAUAUCGCCAUUGCUGUCUCCGGUGGUGGUUAUCGCGCCAUGCUGACGGGUGCCGGUGCCGUGAAAGCGUUCGAUAGCCGCACGUCCAACAGCACCUCCAGCGGCCAGCUGGGCGGAUUGUUGCAGAGUGCGACGUAUAUUGCUGGUCUGAGUGGUGGUAGUUGGCUGAUGGCAUCGAUAUUCGUCAACAACUUUACUACCAUUGACGCUUUGCAGGCUGACACUACUGGUCAAGCAUGGCAACUGGAUCAAUCGAUCGUCGAGGGACCAAAGGGGAUGAGUACUCUGUCGUAUUACAAUACCAUUGCUGAUCAAGUCCAUGCCAAGUCAAAAGCGGGCUAUAACAUUACCAUCACUGAUAUCUGGGCGCGGAUGCUGUCCUUCCAGUUCAUCAACGCGACUGAUGGUGGUCCCAGUUACACCUGGUCUUCACUUGCUCUAGACCCUAAUUUUGUCAAGGGUAACACCCCGAUGCCACUGGUGGUUGCCGAUCUUCGCAAUCCAGGCGAAACAAUUAUAGGCAGCAAUUCGACGAUCCUUGAAUUCAGCCCGUGGGAAUUCGGAUCGUGGGAUCCAACUGUUUAUGCGUUUGCGCCCUUGCAGUAUUUGGGUUCGCGGUUCAAUGGAGGAGUCAUUCCUCAGGGUGUGAGCUGUGUUCGCGGCUUUGAUAACGCGGGUUUCACAUUUGGCACCUCGUCCUCCUUGUUCAACGAGUUCCUCACCGAGUACAACAUUUCCAGCCUGCCCAGCGUUGCCGCCGGCCUCCUUACGGGUCUGGCAAAAGACCUCGGCAAGAAUGAUGAGGAUAUUGCGAGCUACAUCAAUCCAUUCUAUAAUUACACUGCCAACGACGGUAUUUUCGCCAAUGAUAAAAACCUUAACGUCGUUGAUGGAGGCCUCGACUUGCAGAACAUCCCGCUCUAUCCUCUCAUCCAACCGGAGCGUAACGUCGACGUCAUCUUUGCUGUAGAUGCAUCGGCUGACACUGACAAUCACUGGCCGAACGGAACCAGUCUGGUUAACACCUACGAGCGCAGCCUAAACACUUCCGGCAUUGCCAAUGGCACUUCUUUCCCCGCCGUCCCAGACCAGAACACCUUUGUUAACCUCGGCCUCAAUACCCGUCCUACAUUCUUUGGAUGCAACAGCUCCAAUACCACCCAUCCCACGCCUCUUGUCGUCUAUCUGCCCAACUACCCCUACAUCAUGGACUCUAAUAAGUCCACCUUCGACCUUCAAUACAACACAUCUGAUCGCGACAACAUGAUCCUCAAUUCGUACGACAUGGUGACCAUGGCCAACUCCACUCGCGAUAAGAACUGGUCUACAUGCGUUGGCUGUGCGAUGCUCAGCCGCUCUUUCGAGCGGACUAACACCACUGUCCCCGAUGUGUGCAAUAGCUGCUUCAAGACAUACUGCUGGGACGGUACGAGAAACAGCACCACCCCUGUGGCCUACGCGCCGAGCUUUAAUUCGACAACUGUGAAUGCCGGACUAUUGUCAUCGCAACCAAGCGCGUCGCUGGUGUUGACGCUGAGUGUCGCAGCGAUAUUUUUGUCACUCUAGAUGGCAUGAUUAAUUGCCACGACAGAUGCGAUUUUGGUGUGGUGAUGUUUUGUAUAGUUCU